Naumovozyma dairenensis CBS 421 is the source of this 762-nucleotide messenger RNA. It is a transcript of the gene DPC25, whose product is annotated as Dpc25p. The transcript has a single exon. Gene Ontology annotation, cellular component: mitochondrion. Lineage: Eukaryota; Fungi; Ascomycota; Saccharomycetes; Saccharomycetales; Saccharomycetaceae. The coding region runs from base 1 to 762 and encodes 253 amino acids. The record is from RefSeq and is a predicted model, not a curated record.
AUGCUACUGAAACCUACACUACUCCGAUUCAGUCAAUAUAAUAAUGACCUACGGCUUUGCCGUUUGAAAGUUCCCAUACUGCAGAUGAGAUGCAUCGUCCAAACCGUGACUCCGAAAAUGACUUUCGAAGGAAACACUGAAGGCAUUAGUACGUCAGAAGAAGCUCAAAUGAGUAGAAUUUUUGGCGGAAGGAUUAAGGGAGAAGCACCGAAAUCAACGAGUAGAAUUCUGACUGGUGGUACCAGAAAUAUUGCCGGUGUCAAAGUACCUGAAAAACCUAUUGCGCCAGAUAACUGUUGUAUGUCUGGUUGUGUUAAUUGUGUUUGGGAAAUAUAUAAUGAGGAUAUCAGAUAUUGGAAAAAGAAAAGGAGAGAAGCAGCAGAUAAGAUUAAGUUAACACAUGAAGUUUGGCCAGCACGUUGGAAUCCUCCAUUGGGAUUAUUAGAAAUGAAAAAUGUGCCGAGGUCCCUUCGAGAAACUAAGCUCAAUUAUGACCGUCAAAAGGCUGAACAAGUUGAAAAAACGCCUUCAGAUUUAUUCACCAAAAGAGAUACCCCUUUACCAAAAGCUGUUAUUGAAGCUAAAAAGAGACAUAUAAAAGAGAGGGCUACCAAGAAUAAAAUGAAAGAACAAGAAUCAGGUGAAAAAAUUGUUAACAAGAUUGAUGACGAUACCGAGGGUUGGGCAGGUGUGCCUGUUUAUAUUAAAGUAUUCGCUGAAUUUGAAAGUAGGCAACGAGACAAAAAAAUUAGGAAGAGCUAA